Colletotrichum gloeosporioides is the source of this 2238-nucleotide messenger RNA. RefSeq lists its product as uncharacterized. The transcript has 5 exons. Gene Ontology annotation, biological process: positive regulation of transcription from RNA polymerase II promoter by galactose; DNA-templated transcription. NCBI's taxonomy places the organism in Eukaryota, Fungi, Ascomycota, Sordariomycetes, Glomerellales, Glomerellaceae. Bases 1 to 2238 code for a protein of 745 amino acids. The record is from RefSeq and is a predicted model, not a curated record. Gene Ontology annotation, cellular component: nucleus. Gene Ontology annotation, molecular function: zinc ion binding; DNA-binding transcription factor activity, RNA polymerase II-specific; RNA polymerase II cis-regulatory region sequence-specific DNA binding.
AUGGCUCCUGACAACGACGACUCGGAUGCGCAAUCGCCAGAAGCCACGUCCUCAGUGCGAAGGAGAUCACCGCCGCCAGGGUCCAACCCGCCAAGAUCAAAGCGCGCCAAGUAUGCGGCUGCCGCUUGCUCCGAAUGUAAGAAACGAAAGCUCAAAUGCGUGAGAGAAGAAAACGAGGAGGAAUGCCGAAGAUGCAUCACCAGCGGCGUGCAGUGCGUCUUCGGGGCGGCUCCCUCUCAGGAUGGCAGCAUUGCCCCGCGAGAAAGGCCUCGGGCUUCUCGGAGGUCUGCAAGAAGCAGCUUACCGAACGAUGUAAUCAUGGAUGAGAUAUCCAUGCUGCGAGAGCAGGUGGCUAGUCUAGCCAACACCGUAGGCAGACUGGCCUCAGACAAAUCCCGCCAAACAUCCUCCAACUCCCCUAGCUCGCAACGCCACAUGUCGAUACAUGGCACUUCAUCACCGCAAGUACAAGAGCCGAAGCAACCGCAAUUCGUCGGCCCCACGAGGUCCGCCUUCAGCUUGAAAGUCGCCGAGACCUCGCUCACGAGAAUGGGCAUUUCGGCGCAGACCCCGCUCCCAUCCGGUGUAUGCGAGUCGCUGGCACCCACUCGGUAUCCGACGCCCGAACAGUCCGAGCCAGCACUCUCAGUUCCUGGAACAGAUGUGCUUCUCACCAUGCCUCUGGAUGAAGUCGUGAGAUUAUUAGAAGUUUUCCAGGAAGAGGUCGAGACGGUGUACCCUUUUCUCGACACCGGAGAGCUAGUUUCAAAGGCUGCGGAAAUUAGGUGUUUCGUCGAAGACUCCCCAGAUCGACCGGCAACAGCUGGACCGCCGGCUGUGGAUAUCAAAGAUGUCAUUCUAGCAAAAGUUGCCAUCGCCACGAGCAUUGUCGUCGAAGCCCACGGCAAGAACCACGCCAGCAAUAAGCUCGUAGAGCCACUGAAACAUCUCAUAUACCAGCUAUCGAUCGAUGCCCAGGCUGAUCUGAAGGUCAUCCAGAUCAUGACCAUGAUUAGCAUUUACUAUUUCUUUUCUGACGAAGAGCUCCUCGCGUGGAGGAAUAUCGGUAUAGCGGCUCGAGCGGCGCUGGAAAUGGGCCUACAUCAGAACCUGAGCCUCGUCGAGAACUUUCCAGACGAGCGAGAACGGGGUUUGGCGGUCCGUGUGUUUUGGUGUGUUUAUGUGCUGGAUCGACGAUGGAGUUUCGGGACGAGUCUGUCGUUUGCUCUCAUUGAUCGAGACAUAGAUCCAGACUUGCCUGAGCCACCUGACGAGUUCCCUUACCUUCGAUGUUUGAUCGGCUAUGGCCGACUAUGCUCGAAAGCCUGGGACGCUCUACCGCCGUUCAGCGCGCCAUCUCAAACCAUCCCAAAGGACACUGUCGCGUUCCUCGACUUCACUGCGCAGAACUGGUCAAACUCAAUACCCGACGACCUGCAACUCCGUCAUCCCUUACACCGGGGCACGGCUACCCAGCCACCUCGAGCCUUGCGACGACUACAGGCUUUGCUGUACCUGCGAGGUAACCAUAUCCGCACGUUGAUACACCGGCACCACGUGAUAAGCUCCGCCAGCAUCGAAGCCGAUCCGCAAAAGGCUCGUCUUGUGGUCGACAUUGCCAUCGACAGUAUAUCUGUGCUGGUCCACCUGAGCGAGACGAGCGAUAUAUACAUGCGCCAGCAGAGCGCAUUCAACUACUUCCUCCUGAGCGCCGUUGCCGUUCUGUUUCUGGCAGUAUGUCAUGGCUCUCGGAUAUUUGCCGAGCCAUGCAGAGACAGCUUUCUCUCUGCCGCUGAAUUAGUGAAAGGCUUUUCUCGCCAGGGGACUGCCAGCAGGAGGCUGUGGAAGAGCAUCCGCGGGCUGUUGCCCCUCGCUCAACGGAUCGGUUUGAGGGGCGACGACAGCAAUGGCCGUAGAGAAGAGCUGGGGCGACAGCUCCUGGAUUCAUCUAGCCGAUCUUUCGGGACGAGCAGUAGCCAUCAAGUAGUGUCUGCAGAUACUAUAGAUCCAGGGCUGGGCGGCAUGGCGUCUGGCCAGAACGUUGGAUCGACGGAUUUCGGAACGGCGGCUCCUGAUGCGUUCUCACUCGGUAAUGACUUGAUGUUCCUCUUUGAUGCGUUUGGGCAGACGGAGGAUUCGUGGAACGGUGGGAUGCAGGAUUAUCUGGGCAGUAACGAACAGCAGAUGCCGAUACUAGGCGAGGAAGAGAUAUCCAGACACUUUUGGGGGCUGAUUUGA